UAAAAGAGAGGAAAAAGGUGACCUAUGGCUCAUUUCAGUGCUUAGGCUCUGACCACUCUUUAUUGCGUCUUUAUUCUUAGCCAACACAAGACCUUUCCUCUUCCAGCUGAGGUGCUGACCUUGCCUCUAUCACUGACGGUAAGAGAAAAUCUGAAAAACAGAUUGGAAAUCUGACUUCCAAUCAAGAAUUCCUCUCCAGGACCACAGUUGGGGAUUUAUGCCUAUACUUAUGGCUACAGGAAACCGGACAGAAAUAAGUGAAUUUAUCCCCAUGAGCUUCUCUUCCCUGCCUGCUGAAAUACAGUCAUUGCUCUUUCUGACAUUUCUAACCAUCUACCUGGUCACUCUGAUGGGAAAGAGCCUCAUUAUUCUGGUUACCCUAGCCGACCCCAUGCUACACAGCCCCAUGUACUUCUUCCUCAGAAACUUAUCUUUCCUGGAGAUUGGCUUCAACCUAGUCAUUGUGGCCAAAAUGCUGGGGACCCUGCUUGCCCAGGACACAACCAUCUCCUUCCUUGGCUGUGCCACUCAGAUGUAUUUCUUUUUCUUCUUUGGGGUGGCUGAAUGCUUCCUCCUGGCUACCAUGGCAUAUGACCGCUAUGUGGACAUCUGAAGUCCCUUGCACUACCCAGUCAUCAUGAACCAAAGCACAUGGGCCAAACUGGCUGCUGCUUCCUGGUUCCCAGGCUUUCCUGUAGCUACUGUGCAGACCACGUGGCUCUUCAGCUUUCCAUUCUGUGGCACCAACAAGGUGAACCACUUCUUCUGUGACAGCCCACCUGUGCUGAAGCUGGUCUGUGUAGACACAGCGUUUGAGAUCUACGCCAUCACUGGAACCAUUCUGGUGGUCAUGAUCCCCUGCUUGCUGAUCUUGUGUUCCUACACUCUCAUUGCUGCUGCCAUCCUCAAGAUCCCAUUAGCUAAAGGGAAGCAUAAAGCCUUCUCUACGUGAUCCUCACAUCUCCUUGUUGUCUCUCUUUUCUAUAUAUCAUUAAACCUCACAUAUUUUUAGCCUAAAUCAAAUAAUUCUCCUGAAAGCAAAAAGCUGCUAUCAUUGUCCUACACUGUUGUGACUCCCAUGUUGAACCCCAUUAUCUACAGCCUGAGAAAUAACGAGGUGAAGAAUGCCUUCAGCAGGAUGGUCUGCAAGACCCUAGCCCUCAGAAACUGUAUCCCAUAG
Molecule: messenger RNA, 1180 nt
Organism: Chlorocebus sabaeus (green monkey)
Lineage: Eukaryota; Metazoa; Chordata; Mammalia; Primates; Cercopithecidae
Product: olfactory receptor 10A5
Biological process (GO): G protein-coupled receptor signaling pathway
Cellular component (GO): membrane
Molecular function (GO): G protein-coupled receptor activity; olfactory receptor activity
Source: RefSeq, a predicted model, not a curated record